Messenger RNA from Aspergillus ruber CBS 135680, 1497 nucleotides. Its product is annotated as acetyl-CoA acetyltransferase-like protein. The transcript has 5 exons. Gene Ontology annotation, molecular function: acyltransferase activity. NCBI's taxonomy places the organism in Eukaryota, Fungi, Ascomycota, Eurotiomycetes, Eurotiales, Aspergillaceae. The record is from RefSeq and is a predicted model, not a curated record. Bases 1 to 1497 code for a protein of 498 amino acids.
AUGCCAACCCCUGUCAUAGUCGGCGUAGCAGAUAUCAAAAACCGCACCCAAGAUGCCAAAGAGCCCGCCCAGCUGAUGCUCGAGGCCAUCAACGCCGCCAUCCAUGAUGCAGGCCCGGCAACGCUAAUAUCCAGCAUUGACAGUCUCUCAUCCGUGCGCACCUGGACCUGGCCAUAUGAUAAUCUGCCCGCCCUGCUCGCUAAGCAACUAGGGGCCCAGCCAGAGCACACGCAUUACCCGGAUUAUCACGGGGGUAACCAACCCGCCAAACUACUCGAUGAAGCCGCGCUCCGGAUUGCAAAUGGAGAAAGCAGAGUCGCUAUUAUCACCGGUGGAGAGGCAUUAGAGUCGCUGAGCACUUGCAUGAAAAACAAGUCUCCCCCGAAAUGGACACCCCCCUCAGAAGCUGUGAACAGCAUAUUCUCCCCGACAACAGCACGUGUGGCUGAAGAUAAUAUCGGCACUCGUCAUUCCGUUGGCGCCCCGAUUCACGUCUAUCCAUUGUAUGAGAAUGGAUUCCGGGCGCACCGGGGGCAGUCGAUUGCGGAUAACCAUGUUGAAUCGACCAAGCUGUACGCGCGGUAUAGCGAGGUGUCUGCUGAGCAUCCAUAUUCGUGGAAUUAUGGGAGGAGGGACGGUGAGGAGGUUAUUGGGACUGUUUCGUCGAGAAAUCGGAUGAUUUGUUUUCCUUAUCCGCUGUUGAUGAACGCAUUCAAUACCGUCAAUCUGGCUGCUGCGUGUGUUCUCACAUCGGUCGAGUAUGCCCAUGAAUUGAGCAUUCCAAAGAACAAAUGGAUAUAUCCUCGUGCCGGCGCUGGCUAUCGCGAUGCUGAUCACUUCUGGAACCGUCCGAACUUUCACUCCAGUCCGGCGAUUUCCAAGUCCCUGGACCAUAGCCUUGCUUCGUCGGGGUUAGCAGCAAAUGACAUCGACAUAUUCGAUUUAUACUCGUGCUUUCCUAUUGUCCCGAAACUGGCCUGUCAUCAUCUUGGACUACCGAUUGACUCACGUAAACCCAUUACUGUCCUUGGUGGAUUGACUUCGUUUGGUGGUGCUGGAAAUAACUAUUCCAUGCAUGCCAUCACCGAAACAAUCCGCCAACUGCGCUCUGGAAAAGGCCGGCAUGCUCUAGUCUUAGCUAACGGGGGCGUUCUUUCAUACCAACAUACCGUAUGUCUAUCGACUCUUCCCGGUAUCGGCGCCUAUCCAAACGGUACUCGUGCCGUAGACGCCGACGCACCUCCUGCAGUAGACGAAACGGCCAGCGGAUCCGCCGUGAUCGAGACAUACACAGUCGACUUCAACCGCGACAACACACCGGCACGAGCGUACAUCAUCGGCCGACUCGAGAAUGGACAUCGCUUCGUAGCAAACCAUGGCGACGGACAGACACUGGCGCAAAUGGCAUCGUGGACAGAAGAACCAAUCGGGAAAACCGGCUUCGUGAAGACAGAGAAAGGACGAAACUUAUUCUUCUUGCAGCGGGCCGUACUAUAG